UGGGACUCCGCUUCCAGCGUGACGUCACUUUUUGCCGCUAAACUCGAGUUGUGCUGCUGUUGCUCUGUGGGGGUUUUUCUUUCUUUUCGGCGGCUUUUUUGUUUUUCGUGGCAUUUUGUUAUAAUUUCUGUUUCUGGCACGAGUUGUGUAAAUGACAGUCGCAGCGCUGAGAUGAAGGUUUUAUGAGCCCGUGUGUUUAUAUAUAAAGAUAAGGGUUUAUGCGGGAAUAACGGUCACUUCAGGACACUGUGGUUAGCUGAGAUUAGCCGCGCGCGCAGCUGUGUAUAAAGAUGGGGAUUCAGGGGCUGCUGCAGUUCCUAAAGGAGGCUUCAGAACCGGUCCAUGUGCAGAAGUACCGCGGAAAAACCGUGGCUGUGGAUACCUACUGCUGGCUGCACAAAGGAGCUUUCUCAUGCGCCGAGAGACUGGCGAAAGGAGAACCUACUGACCAGUACGUGUCGUUCUGUAUGAAGUUAGUGGACAUGCUCCUGUCCUAUGGUGUGAAGCCGCUGCUGGUGUUUGAUGGACGGAACCUUCCAUCGAAACAGGAAGUGGAGAAAGCUCGCCGAGAGCGUCGGCAGGCCAACCUGCAGAAAGGGAAGCAGCUGCUGAGAGAGGGGAAAGUGACUGAGGCUCGAGAAUGUUUCACACGCUGCGUUAACGUCACACACUCAAUGGCACACCAGGUCAUCAAGGCGGCGAGGGCACGUGGCGUGGACUGUUUGGUGGCUCCAUAUGAAGCUGAUGCUCAGUUGGCGUUCCUGAAUAAAUCUGGAAUGGCUGAGGCCGUCAUCACAGAGGACUCAGACCUUCUGGCGUUCGGCUGUAAAAAGGUGAUCUUGAAGAUGGAUAAACAGGGAAAUGGUCUGGAGAUAUCUCAGUGCCACCUGGGCCGCUGUCGCUCCCUGGGAGACGUCUUCACCGAGGAGAAGUUUCGCUACAUGUGCAUCCUGUCAGGGUGUGAUUACCUUUCAUCGCUCUACGGCAUCGGCUUGGGGAAAGCGUGCAAGCUGCUCAAGAUAGCCAACAAUCCUGAUAUCCUCACGGUAAUCAGGAAGAUCGGUCAAUACCUGAAGAUGAACAUCACUGUACCUGACGAGUACAUCGAUGGAUUUACGAAGGCCAACAACACGUUCCUAUAUCAGCUCGUCUUCGACCCCAUCAACAGGAAAGUAGUUCCUCUGAACCCUUACCCAGACAAGCUUGACCCCAGCACGCUCAGCUACGCCGGAGUGAACGUCGGCGAUAAGCAAGGACUGCAGAUGGCUUUGGGUAACGUGAACAUCCAUACAAUGGAGAAGAUUGAUGAUUUCAACCCUGACGCUCCUGUAACACAACCUGUAAAAGCCCCUCGUAGUCGAGGCUGGGGCGACACCGCACCCCUCACUGCCUCACCCAGGGUCAGUAUCUGGAGCAGAGGUUAUGUUCCUGGUAGUGUCCAACCCCAGACUCCAUCAUCUCCUCAGAGACCUCCUCAAACCCGAGGCAAGGACGCAGUCGUGACCCUGCACGGGCUCAAACUUCCCAACAGAGAAGCUCAGGUCAAGAGACCACGGCAAGACUCCACUGUCUCAGACAUGGAUGUGCUUGAGCUGUACUCCUCCAACAUCAAGAAACAGCGCACAGUAACCUCGGAAACCAAGAACAGCAUUACCAAGAAGACAAACCAUUUCCAAAGAGAGCAUCCUCGACCACGGAACCGAUUUGCCACACUGCUGCAGUGGAGGAACCAACCAGAGGAGGGCGAUGGAGAGCCUGAAGGGGGAACACGUAGCAGGUUUUUUGCGAGUCUGGAUUGCAGUGUCUCCCAGUCUAACGACUUUAAAGAAGAAUCAGAAGACUGUGAGAAAUCAGACCACCCCCCCUCGAUACCAGGAGAAACGCACAGCGCAGAGACGCCGUCACCACCACAGUGCACCAGACCGAGCGCCUUCAGCUGGUCCGGCAGCUCCACAGAAACCUCCAGACCCAGAUCGUCAUUGUCAGACCAACCCCGAACUCCCAGCAUGCCCUCGGGCCUGUCUGUCCUGCAGCAGUUCCAGAGAAAGAAGGAGAACCUGAGCAGGGGACAGAGCGAAUCUCCUCAGCGAUCUACACCCUGCUCUCCUACAGAGGGCGCUGUCGAUAUUCAAACACCUCCCGCUUCUCCUCCGUCUCAGGACAGUGCGUAUUUCUCUCAGCCCAGCAGCAUCCUCUCCACCACUGACGACUCCACCACCACCACCACCAGCAGCACCAGCAGCACCACCAGCAGCACCAGCAGCACCACCAGCAGCAGCAGCAGCAGCAGCAGCUCUCACAGUGUAACAGCUUCCCCUCAAACGGAGGAGGAUCUGUGGAGGGAUUCCGGAUCUCCUGUGAACCUCAGUCAGGGGUCUGUGAUUGAGGAGGUCAGAUCUACACCCAGCAGGACGAAGGUGUCUGGUUUGUCCCGACUCCGUCCCAGUGAGCAGAAGAAGGGCAGUAAGAUCUGCCCCUCUGCCCCGGCCAGGGUGAGUGGAUUGAGGAAAAAGGCUCAGGGGAAGAAGAUGGCUGUCAGUAAUGAGAACAGUCCGGGACUGCAGGCCACCAUCAGCGGUCUGUGGAAGAACUUCAGCUUCAACAAGGAGAACCCGAAGUUAAACCCCUGUAAGAAAGGAGAACCCAUGUCUCCUGUGAAGGACAACAUGCAGUGAUAAGAACAUGACAUCAUCAGGACGAGCGAGCAUCACUCAGCAUUCUCUCUCUCUCUCUCUCUCUCUCUCUCUCCAUUAGUGUAGCUAUAGAUGAUUUUAUAUUUUAUUGCAAUUUAAUAAUGAAAUAAAAUCCCUAUAAAACCUUCUUAGUCACUUUUCUUUUUCCGCCUGUGUGGGCGUGGCCUGUGUGGGCGUAGUAAGAGUUCUCAGUAGUGUUCUGUGGGCUCAGCACGACGCUGGUGCCGCAUUCCUUCUGGAUGAACAGACCAUCUUUCUGAGGUUUUCUGAUCGGAGGUCUGGAAUGAAAACCUGAAGUCAAAAAAUGUUAAUUCAGCUAAUAACAACGCUAACAGUCCGGUGUGAGGCCACUGAAUUCCUGACAUGGCGAAUAAAGUAGUGCUAACUGAAA
Messenger RNA from Silurus meridionalis, 3084 nucleotides. RefSeq names its product exonuclease 1 (gene exo1). Lineage: Eukaryota; Metazoa; Chordata; Actinopteri; Siluriformes; Siluridae. Gene Ontology annotation, biological process: DNA recombination; mismatch repair. The transcript is spliced from 13 exons. Bases 291 to 2675 code for a protein of 794 amino acids. Gene Ontology annotation, molecular function: DNA binding; 5'-3' DNA exonuclease activity; metal ion binding. Gene Ontology annotation, cellular component: nucleus. The record is from RefSeq and is a predicted model, not a curated record.